GAUAGAGUCAUCCAAAGCACAGCAGCUUGACGACGACGACGACGACGUGUCGCUAUCAACGCUGGCAGUUCAAUUCAAAUUUUCGGUAGCUACGGCCGCAGUGACACGUCAUCUAACAAUUGAAUAUUUUGAGUAAUAUUUAUCUUCAGGAUAAAUAUUCAUAAUCGUCGUUGCGAGCAAAAUGCGUUUCAUCUACCUAUUGUUAUUGUUGCUGGCAUUUUACUCUGUCGGCACCUCAGCACUGCGUUGCUAUACAUGCGAGGACUGUGAUGAGCAGUCGGUGCUUACGGAGCUGGAGGUAUGCAGUGUGCCAGCCUUGACAGCAGAGCAGCCGAGUGCAACUGGCCAGCCAGGUACAGCUGUAUCAAGUCCCAGCGCUGCAUCGAAACCCAAUCCAGCGCCCGUACCUAGUCCAGCUGCUCCGGCAGCGAGUGCAACUGCCCCAGGCACUGCAGGAGCAGCACCGGCAUCAUCACCAGCUGCCGCAUCCGAAAGCGAGGAUGAGGAUGAUUAUGACAGUGAUGAGGAGGAUGCUGCCACAGGUGCAUCUGCUGGCACCAAUGGGGCUGGAGCUGCUGCUGCUGGCGCGGGCACAGUAGCUGGUGCAGCAGCUCCAGCUCCAGCCGCCGCUAAUGGCGAAAGCGAGGAAGAAGAAGAAGAAGAAGAGGAUUACGAUUAUCGAAACAAACGCAGCAUCAGUCGCCAGACUCAGCGACAGAUCCAGAGUACACUGCGAGCCGUUUGCUAUAUAGCAAGUCUAGGGCUUAAUGGCACGGAAAUAACGAAUCGUGGCUGCACCCUGGUCACGAAUGAAAAUCAAAGCGAUGUCUGCAAGUCUCUAUUUGAUGGCUGGAGUGUGCUGGACUGCACUUUAUGCGAAUUCAACGGCUGUAAUUCGCCGAUUAAUGCCGCCGUCAUCGGCUCAUUGAACGGUAACAGUGGCACUGGGCGUUUAUCGGGCCAAAUACCGUUCUCUAUGACGCUGCUGGCCGUAGUGUCUUCCUUGUGGGUCUGUAAUUGAUAACAAAACAAAAAUAUAUAUAAUUUAUAAUAAUAAAAUAUACAAAUAUAUAUAUAUA
Messenger RNA from Drosophila mojavensis, 1079 nucleotides. RefSeq lists its product as uncharacterized. NCBI's taxonomy places the organism in Eukaryota, Metazoa, Arthropoda, Insecta, Diptera, Drosophilidae. The transcript has 3 exons. The coding region runs from base 182 to 1021 and encodes 279 amino acids. The record is from RefSeq and is a predicted model, not a curated record.